This is a messenger RNA of Carcharodon carcharias (great white shark), 6232 nucleotides long. Its product is annotated as fibronectin type-III domain-containing protein 3A-like. Lineage: Eukaryota; Metazoa; Chordata; Chondrichthyes; Lamniformes; Lamnidae. The record is from RefSeq and is a predicted model, not a curated record. Gene Ontology annotation, molecular function: protein binding. The transcript is spliced from 27 exons. Bases 396 to 4103 code for a protein of 1235 amino acids.
AAAAGAGAGACGGACAGCGGAUGAAUCUUCGGAGAUCCUUCAGGACUUGCUUCAGUAUUCCGGGGGGGGGGGGUAAGUGGAUGUGAAUCCCGGUGUCCAAUACUGUGAGAGCUGGAAGUUUGUGUGGAGCUGCUGGCCUCUUCCCACCCCCUCCCUCCCCAGUCUCAGCCUCUGUCUUUCUCCCUCUCCGCUUCCAUUCAGCAGCAUUGCACUCCGGAACGUCGGGUUACAAAUGCCACGUAUACUUAAACUGGCUUAAACUGUCCCAGUGCCAUUCGGGCGGUGGUGGGGGUGGAAUCGCGUGCAAAAGACCCCAGUGUUCGAAUCCAGUUUACUUGCAGCAGUGGACAGACAGCCACCUUUGCACGGGAGAGGAAAAGUUUUGCUGUCAAUGAAUGAGCAUUCCCAUGAUAAUGGCAGAACAGCCUCCGCUGGAAUCAGCUCUAAUGAAUGAAGUUCCACUUCUACCUCAUAUAGUCAAUGGGGACAGCGGACAACAGGUUAUCAAUGGAUCAACUAUUUGUGUGUUCACCUGUCCCGUUGGGGUCCUGCAAGAAAGUGACUCUCAAAUUGACUUUGUUCUGAAACAGGUUAUAUUGGUGCAAGUUAAUCCUGGGGAGACAUUCACAAUCAGAACAGAAGAUGGUCACAUUCAGUGUAUUCAAGGUCCUGCUCAUGUUCCCAUGAUGUCACCAAAUGGUUCAAUGCCUCCAAUUUAUGUGCCUCCUGGUUACAUCUCACAGGUAAUAGAAGAAAAUGGUGUUCGAAGGGUUGUUGUGUUGCCACACUCAACAGAAUUCCACCCUAGUAAUCAUCCCUCUAUGCAUCCCCCUCCGCCUCAUGUGCCACACUACAUGCACUAUCACCCAGCUUUAAUUUCCCACCCUCAUCAAGUUUACGCUCCAGGAACAGGGGACAUCCCUCCACAGUUCAUUCCUCAGCACCCUCCUCCACCCCACGUUUUUGCAGAUCAAGAAUCUCGCUCAUCACAUGGAAGGUCAAAUUUCAACCAUAGAGAUGAAAGGACUCUUAAAGCACAUGAACGUUUGCAAAAAAGGCUUAAAGAGAGACAAGUGGGAGGACAGAAAGAUAAACCCAAUAGCCCCCCUUCUUCUCCACGUAAAAGUCACUCAGUUUCACCUACAAAUGUGCAAAAUGGAUAUGGAAAGGGACAAGCUACAUGUGGUGUUACAGGGAUUGCAGCAGGGCCAGUAAAACUGAAGCUGCCUGGGAAAGCACAAAGCAGCCCACAAGUUGAUACAGAGGCUGGAGAUUCGGAUUCAGAAACAAAAUUAUUACAAGAACUUCUUUCUGGCAUUGCUAAGCCUGUGGUACCUGAAAUUAAAGGAAGAUCAGUUGUCUUGUCCUGGAAUCCACCCUCGAAUUCAGUGGAGGAGGAAGAUAAUGGUGAACAGUUACCAGCAACCUGCAGUUAUGAAGUUACACUAUCUAACAGUGGAAAAGGUGGAAAAUUCAAAGUGGUUUAUUUAGGCGAAGAAACCACGGUUACUAUAUCCGAACUUCGACCAGCCACAGAUUACCACGUUAGAGUUUCAGCAAUUUGUAAUUCUGUGAAAGGGUCUGCUUCGGAAGUGACAAGCUUUACCACAGAAAUCAGUAAACCUGAUUCUCCAGCUCCACCAAAACUAAUUAAUAGGACCAAAAACAGUCUGAGUUUUCAGUGGAAGGCACCCAAUGAUGGUGGUUCUAAAAUCUCCAGUUAUCUUUUAGAAUGGGAUGAGGGAAGACAAAACCCUUUCAAGGAAUGUUACUUUGGACAUCAGAAGCAAUACAAGCUGACUAAAUUGUCCCCAUCAGUAGGAUAUAUGUUCAGGCUAGCAGCUAAAAAUGAAAUUGGACUGAGUGACUUCAGUGAAACAGUACAGUAUUACACAGCAGGCAGUGUUCCACCUUCUCCACCUUCCCCUCAGCUAAUUAGGGUAGGUGUCACAUGGAUGUCGUUGGAGUGGAGUAGACCCAGUGGUGUUUCAUGUGACGAAUCCAUUACAUAUAUCCUGGAAAUGGAAGAUGAGAGUUCAGGUUAUGGUUUUAAGGCAAAAUACAAUGGCGAUGAGCUCACUUGCACUUUAAAAAAUCUCAGACGGAGUAGCUCCUUCAAUUGCAGAGUAUUUGCCUGUAAUAGCGAAGGCAAAAGUAACCCUAGUGAGGUUGUGAAAUAUUGCACAUGUCCUGAUAAGCCUGGACCACCAAGUAAACCAAGUAUAAAGGGAAAAGUUCAUGCGUACAGUUUAAAGGCUUUGUGGGACCCUCCAAAAGAUAAUGGCGGGUCAGAGAUUACCAAGUAUGUACUGGAGUUAUCAGAGGGAUUGAAUGAGAAUAAAUGGGACAUGGUGUACAAUGGACCGGUCAAAGAGCAUGUCUGUGAUCAUCUAAAUCCUGGUACAUGGUACAGAAUGAGGGUUUACUGCAUUAGUAAUGGAGGACAAAGUCAGGUAUCUGAAAUUUUAGCUAUACAGACUGCAGCUAUCACUCCUGGACCUUGUCAACCCCUUCGUCUCUCUGGUAAAGCUAAAGCUAGAGAAAUGGCACUCCGAUGGGCACCACCAGUUGUAGAUGGUGGCUCCAUGGUCACAGAAUACUCUGUGGAGAUUGGAGAGCCAGGAUGGGAUGAUCGAAGACUUGUCUACAAGGGUCCAGAGCUAGAGUGUACAAUAGGCAGUCUUUUGCCAGGAAAAAUGUACAGCUUCUGGGUAAAAGCUGCAAACAAAGUUGGGUAUGGCCCACAUUCUGUGAGGACUGAUAUCUCCACCGUAGCUGCCCCCCCUGACCAAUGCAAUACACCUGUAACCACGUGUAAGACAGCCACGUGCGUGCAAGUGAGUUGGGAGUGCCCUUCAUCUAAUGGUUCUGAAGUCAUGGAGUUCAGACUAGAAUUUGGAGGCAUGGAAGGUUGCAUGCAGGUUAUUUACUGUGGUUCUGCCCUUUGUUAUGAAGUGAAAGCCCUGACACCAGCGACAGCAUACUACUGUAGGGUUCAGGCUGUGAAUGCUGCAGGUCCUGGGUACUACAGCAGCACUGCCAUAUGUAUGACACCUGCCUCGGUGCCAGCUGCAGUGAAUGUACUGCAAGUGAUUGAUGAAGAUCAGCUUGAAAUUGUUCUUCCUUCACCAUCAACGUGCCUUGCUAUUCAGUGGGAGGAGCCUUGUUGCCAUGGAUCUGAAGUCAUUGGUUACAACAUAGAAUAUGGAGAUAAACAGAUUGCAGCAGUCAGCAACGUCACAAAUGCCAUCAUUGAGCAUCUGCAACCAGAUACAUCAUACAGGAUACGAGUACAAGCUGUCAACAGUAUUGGAGCAGGCCCUUUCAGUCAUUCCAUUAAAGCCAAAACAAAACCACUACCUCCUGAGCCACCUCACCUAGAGUGUGCAGUUGUCAGCUACCAGAGCCUUAAGCUUAAGUGGGGGGAUGGGCCCAACAAAACUUUAACCACGGGUUCAACACAAUAUACCUUGCAGAUGGAGGACAAAUUUGGAAGGUUCAUUUCUAUCUAUAGCGGGCCUUGUCAUACAUAUAAAGUCCAGAGACUGAAUGAGUCCUCAGUUUACAACUUUAGAAUUCAAGCAUACAACGAUGCUGGAGAAGGACCAUUUUCUGAAGUUUACACUUUCACCACAACCAAAUCUCCACCACCUCCACUUAAAGCUCCCAGAGUACAAAUGUCGGAAGAAAACAUUUGUGAAAUCACGUGGGAAGCACUACAGCCAAUGAAAGGGGAUGCCAUUGUUUACACACUUCAGAUUAUUAUUGGGAGAGAUACUGAGCAGGUGUACAAGGGGCCAGCGACUUCAUUUCAUUUCACAAACUUUCAGACAAACUGUGAAUAUAGGUUCAAGGUCUGUGCUGGCCGCCAGUAUCAAGAUGCUGUUGGAAUGCAAGAACUCUAUGGACCUUACAGUCCAACUGUGCCAUUCUCAUCUCAGAGACAAGAAUCCGCCUCAAGUAGUUCAGAAACUACUGUGGAGCUCACAAAGGUCAACAAGGAAACACUAACUGAUGAGCAGUUUGCUGCCCUGAUUGUUGCGGGCUUUGCUGUAGUUUCCAUUUUGUUUGCUUUCAUUAUUCAGUACUUUGUAAUUAAGUAGAGAUUGAAAAACACAUUAAUGGCUAUGUUUGUAUCAUCUACGAUAAAGACUCUGGCUUUUUUUCUCGGUUUAUCGUCCAAAUUAAACUGAUAGUUGGAAAUGAUUGUAUGCUGAGAACAUACAUCUCCAUCCUUCUUGCUGCUGACAGAAUGUGAGACAGUGGUAGCAGAACCCUGUGCACAUGCAAAGCCACAAUUCUCAUAAAGGGGUCAUCUGAGGCUUCUAAUUCCCAAAACAGCUGCUCUACGGACAGCUAGGAUUGCCUUAGUAUUUUAGACCCUCAAGCCAGUGCUAUCCAGCCAGUAGAUGUUUAGGCUUAGCAAAAGGAGCCCUUCUGAAAGAGCUGAGAGAGGUGCAGUAGACGCAAGCCAAUUUUAAACAAUAGUAGGGAACAUAUUGAGAUAGCAAAGGUUUUUAUGAUCUAGAGCAGAGCUUUAUUAGUGGUCAUGACUUCAGAUGAACUAUGAACUACUUUAGUGAAAGAUUCUAGUGCAUAUGGUUUCAUUACACAAAAGAAAAGCAUAACCACUGCUGGUUGCAGGGUAGUUAAAUGUGUAUUGAACAUAAGUUUGGAAAAAUAUAGUUUGUUCUGUGCAGUUAGUUUGAAAAAAGUCCUGCAAAUUACAUCACCUGUGUACUUAAAGGUGACUGUGUUGGACCCCAGAUUUGCAUUUAACGUCUUUGUUUUCUGGCAAUCCAUGAAGGUAAUUCAAUGCUAAUGUGCUUGCAGUAAACUGCAGCACUUUGUAGCAAAGCACAAAUUUUAAUAAUGUCUCUGAUUGUAAUGGUGCAAUAUAAAAGUUGCAGUUUGUUAUAAAUGUUUCACUGUUUGGUUCAAACUGUGCAGUUUUUUUCCAAGAAUACAAUAUCCAGAAAAAACAAUAAACUAAAAUGUAAUAAGUUUCUUAGUUUUUCCUUUAAUUGAAAUAGAGGAAAGAACAUAGCCUUUAAAAUACGUCCUCCAAGUUAUUGUGAAUCUCAAAACAAACUUGCAAUUUUAGAAUAUGAUUUAUCAUUUUGCUAAGCAUGAUUUUCAAAAUGCUGCAGAGUACCCAAAUGACCACAUUAUAUGCCAUCAUGUAGAAUGUCAGUAUUACAUUCCACUACUUUAGCAUCAGAGACGGCGCCAUUUGGUUUUUAAGGAUGUGCACACAGAAGAAAUGAGUUUAAAACUUUCACUUUCAACCAGCUCAGUUGGUUUGUGAAGAAAGAAAGGGCGAGUCAUUAUGUUGUGAAGUAGCAAUAUCUUUUUUCUCCUAGGAAUUUCAUUUAUGGUGCAAUUCUAAAAUAAUCUCUCCAAAUAUAUAUCUUCCAUUUUAUAUUUUAUUUAUUACAGUUAAGUACAGGAAAUUUAUGUAUGAAUGUAUUAAACUUGUAGCAAGUCUUAACUUAAUUAACAGUUUCUCAAUGUAUUGGAUUGCCCUGUUACUGGAAAAUCUGUUUCCCUAUUUGGAUAACUAAACAGAAACAAAUGUUUAGUCUUAAUAGUCCUGUAGAAUGGUUUACAUGCUUUUCUUCCUGGUGAGCCUGUUUUUUCAUUUCCUGUUUAUUUCUUAAAUGAAUUGUGGCAUUCAGUUAAAAUUAAGAUUCCUGAUAGUGCUGUUUUUUGGGCUGUUUUGCCAAAGGCGAUCUUUCAAUUUCAGUUUUUUAAUGGAAUAAGCCACAUCGGUGGUGGUUAACUCUUGUAUGGUGGUGGUUGGUUGAAACAAUGCCAUUUCGACACCUGGGCAAGCUUCAGCAAGUAGUCAAAAAGGUAUAAAACUGGCAGAUUUCGAGACUGGAGUAUUUUCAUAAGAAACUUAUGGUGCCUGAUUCUGGAUGUUUUAAGUACAAUAAAUACACAAGUUGUAUAACUGCUUAAACCAUUGGCAGUAAAUUGAUUACUGCAAUUUAUUGUACUGGGUACAGUAGUAAUUUUAUGUUGCAUAGUUUUAAAUAUUAAAUAUACAUUCCAAAACUACCUUAGGUGGCAUUAAUGUACUAAAUAUUAUUGCUUUCAACUUUAUGUAUUGUACUAUAUGGAAUCAUUCACAGAUUCAUGUUUAAACUGCCAUUCCAAUGUAUGACUAAACUGUAACUAUCAAAUAGAUAAUAUAUUUAAUAACGGCCAAUAAAAUGUAAAUUAAUUA